Molecule: messenger RNA, 2092 nt
Organism: Peromyscus maniculatus bairdii (prairie deer mouse)
Lineage: Eukaryota; Metazoa; Chordata; Mammalia; Rodentia; Cricetidae
Product: melanoma-associated antigen B3-like
Biological process (GO): negative regulation of transcription by RNA polymerase II
Cellular component (GO): nucleus
Source: RefSeq, a predicted model, not a curated record
CCUCUACCUGAUAGGUUGAGGACCAAAAAGCAUGGAUUCUAUAAUAUUAGGUUUCCUUAGCAACACAUCCCUGUUGUCAGUAUGGAGAAAACCUGGGCGACAGUGGCAGGAUGUAGGUCAUCCUCAUUUAUCUCGUGAUACCAGGCCUUGGAAGAAAGACUUAGCGUCUGUCUAAUCAAUUAGAGAUGAAUUUCUUGGAGUCAUCUGGAUUCAAGUUUAAAACCCUGACUUUGGAUUUAGGAGAUCAAUUCCAUCUUUACAAUCUAUAGGGUCCCACUGAAUCUGUCCCCUGGGGUCACUCCAGCCCUGUGUGGCCCCAGUAAACCUGUCAUACUAAGUUUUUCACAGAAAGUCUCAGAAAGGAAAGUGUUAUCUAACAGAGCAGCCAGUGGACUCAGUGUGCAGAAUACUUCUGGGCAUUAAGUGAAGACAAGUUGGAGGUCUUCCAUCCCAAUCAGAGGAUCUUUCUCCACUGGAAACAGAAACACAGAGCGGUGUUCCCACACUCAUUUCUCUAAGGCUCCAGACAAUAGGUAUUUGUCCUGUUCAAGACCUUGGGAACUGGUGGGGUGUCAAGGUCGGAGACUUGAAUAACUGAAGAAAGCAAGUGUACAAAAAUGAGUUUUCAUUUAUUCUUCUCAGUCAUGGGCCUCUCCAGAAAAAGGUGACUGCAGCACUGGCUUGCUAGCCUACACUCGUGAGUAUUGUUCCUGAACAAGAUCAUCAUGCCUCGGGGUCAGAAGAGUAAGCUCCACGCCCGAGAAAUAUGCCACCAGACCGAAGGUGAGACCCGAGAUCUCCAGAGUGUUCAGGCCCCUGCAAUGAAGGAGAAAAGCUCUCUACUUCCAACUUCUCCUUAUGUAGGGGUUACUACCCGUACAAAAUCAGCCUGCAGGCUACAAAGCACUUCCAAGGUGCCUCAGAGAGCCUUUUCUACCAGUGAGUCUAAGUGUGUUUCUCCUACAAGGUCAUAUAAAGGAGGUAACUACAGAAAUAAGAGAAAACAGGAUUCUUCCAAGGCCUCAUCCUCCACAAUGAAGCCCCCUCGAAGCUCUCUGAUUGGCACAGUCCGAGUGGUAGUAAAAUACAUGAUGCAGAUGUAUAAAAUGAAAAAGCCCAUUCUGAAAGCAGAUGUGCUGAAGGUGAUCACCAAAGAGCAUAGAAAACGCUUCUUUGAAAUCCUCAAAAAAGCUUCUUUCAACAUAGAGGUGGUAUUCGGUGUGGACUUAAAGGAAGUGGAUUCUAUAAAGCACUCCUAUACCCUUGUCAGCAAAAUGAAUCUCCCUAACAAUGGCACUGUGACUAGAGGCAGGGGACUUCCCAAGACUGGCCUGCUAAUGAAUCUCCUAGGUGUGAUAUUCCUGAAAGGAAACUGUGCCAGCGAGGAAAAGAUCUGGGAAUUCCUGAACAAGAUGAAAAUAUAUGAUGGAAAGAAACAUUUCAUUUUUGGGGAACCCAGGAAGCUUAUCACUCAAGAUUUAGUGAAGCUUAAAUACCUGGAGUACCGUCAGGUGCCUAACAGCCAUCCUGCAAGCUAUGAGUUUCGGUGGGGCCCCAGAUCUCAUGCUGAGACAAGCAAGAUGAGGAUCCUGGAGUUUUGGGCUAAGAUCAACCACACAGUUCCCAGUGCCUUCCAGUCCCGGUAUGAUGAGGCUCUGAGAGAUGAGGAAGAGCGAGCUGGAGCUGCAGGCAUACUCAGUGACACAUUAAUCCACGGCAGUUAAGUGUUCCACAACCAUGUCAAACAGGUCCUCCCACAUCUGGGCAAGUUAGAGCUUUUUGAUUUUACUCUGGAGUUCAAGAGGGCAGCUACUGAAAGAGGUAGUGAAGGACUGUGUGUAGCUAGAGGGAAGGUGGUGAAUAGCUUUGUGUUCCUGUUCUGUAUGGGCAGUUUGGAAAAUUAUCUGCCUUUUGUUUAAUUUCAUUUUUUUCAAAUGUUCUUUUUAAUCUAUCAGUAUGAUUCGUUUAAUAAAGACUAUAUUGUUCACACAUGUUCAUCAGUGUUAAAAGAAAGAGUUUCAUUAUAAAAGAAAUUGGCGAAGCUUUUAUUAGCUAAUCUAUCUACUUCAAAAUAAGAUAGAAUUGUAAAAAA